Molecule: messenger RNA, 894 nt
Organism: Saccharomycopsis crataegensis
Lineage: Eukaryota; Fungi; Ascomycota; Saccharomycetes; Ascoideales; Saccharomycopsidaceae
Gene: JID1
Product: Jid1p
Exons: 1
Coding region: 1-894 (297 amino acids)
Source: RefSeq, a predicted model, not a curated record
AUGCUCACGAUUUCAAAAAGAUUCUCCCGAGAUUCUCUAAUAUACCAAAAUAUUCCCAGAUUAUCCCUAAAUGCUUCAACUAUCAGAAGGGCCUCAACGAUAUCUGAUAAACCGGAAAUCCCAUCAUGGCCCCUGUCGUCGAAUCCCACCCCCUAUGAGAUCUUGGGAUUAACACCAUCGGAGAUUAACGACUCAAGACUUCUUAAACGGAAGUACCGGGAGCUUUGCAAGACUUAUCAUCCGGAUCUUUCGAAAUCUCGAAAACUAUUGAACCGCAAAGGUGAGGAACUCGAUAACAAGGCCAAGGAAGCGCGUUUCAAGCAAGUGAGCACUGCGUAUAAUCUACUCUGUGAUCCGACAAAGAGAAGCUGUUAUGAUCGUUUUCAAACCGGUUGGGAAUCAACUUCUGGAAUGGGCUUCAGUCAACAAAAAUACACCGGCACUGCUAACUAUGCUUAUGCUCAUGCUCAUCGUUAUAAUAUGCAUGAUGAUAGAUUUUGGCACGCUGGAAAUUGGGAGGACUAUGCGGAUGUGAAGAACAAACAAGACCCAGAUGAUCCGAUUUUCAAAUCCGAGUUGGCGAAAAAGAACAGAGAAGUGUUGAUUAUGUGCUGUGGAUUGAUGUUGUUUUUUGGAUGUGUGCAAAUUGCGUACGCUUUGGAUCGGUACCAUGCAGAAAUGAAUGCGGUCGAACUCGGUAAUAUCUCAGCAAAUAAUAACUUGUUGUUUGCUUAUAUAAAUCAUGGGCUUGGAUUGGAUAAAUGGUCACGGCUAAAUCACUUUUUAUGGAAUAGAAGAUAUGCAAUGUAUCGCGAUGAUGAGGAGGAAAUGGCUAGACAGGAGGAAGACGAUAACAAAUUGGUAGAAUCUUUGAAGGAAAAACGGCUGGAUUGA